Messenger RNA from Effrenium voratum, 753 nucleotides. The record is from the annotation of a GenBank genome assembly. NCBI's taxonomy places the organism in Eukaryota, Dinophyceae, Suessiales, Symbiodiniaceae.
AUGGAGGAAGGCCACGCGCAUGAGAUUACCACGGACUUCAUUGUGCCACUGAGGCGAUCGAGCAAGCUGUGGCGGUUCCGGGUCCUGCGUUCUGACGAUAAGCUGUCUGCCCGUUUGGUCACAGAUGCAGGCGACUUCCUGAUGUAUGCCUCCGUUUUCUUGGAGGCGCACAGGGUAGAUUUCCACCUAUACGACCCGUGUCAAAGAGAGCUCUUCGAUCGGGAGCGGCCCGCCUUUACCAUGGGUUACAAUAGCACCCGGGACCAGUGGAGGCUUGUGCAGGAGCAGUGUGCAGCUUGCCAGUACGCCUCGCCGCACCGGUCUUGCGCCUCGCAUGGCAAGCAGCAGGUUGCCAUCAUCAACCACAAGCAGCACUCGGUGGGGGAAGGGCUGUCCAACGUCAUGGAGGUCAUUAUUCCUGGGCUGUAUCAGAACGACACAUGCGUUGUGUGGUGUGCCAUGCAGGGGAAGGGGGACUUGGCAGAUGCUGGCUUCAACACUGGCGAAACCCAGACUCUGGUCACCCGCAAGCCUGUUUGGAAUGAGCAGGUGCAAAGCCUGGUGCUAGAUUUCAAGGGACGCAAUAUCGUGUCCUCGGCCAAGAAUUUCCAGCUGGCCCUGCGGCAAAAGCCGCAGCAUGUCAUUUGCCAGUACGGAAAGCUUAGCUCGACAAACUUCGGGCUUGAUUUCAGAUAUCCAUUGAGUGUUAUUCAAGCAUUCGCUGCCGCAAUGUCCACACUCUUUUGGACCUAG